UGAAGCAUUUCUCUUCCAGUGGCCCUAUAGGACCGCUGCCCAUUGGGCCCAGAAGCUCCUUCCCCUUUCAUCUUCCUGCCAGCCCUGAAGAUUUCACUUUCACUUCCCAGCCAUCUGCUCAGGAGGAGUGGCUUCUGGCCGACCCAGCGCCUGUUUGGUGAGGAAAUGCUGACCUAGCCUGCCCUGGCUUUUCUUCACCACUUAAAUCAGGAGCCAAGACUUCUCUGCUGGGGCUUCAAGCCAUCCAGGAACAUUUAAGCAAGAAGAGCUCCAGGAGUUAGGACAGGAAGAAGCCAGGGGAGAUGUACUAAGGCUUUAAAAAUCCUGAACAUACAAGAUGAGGUGUCCUGUCCCAUCUGCCUGAAGCUUUUGACAGAAUCCCUGACUCUAGACUGUGGCCACAGCUUCUGUCAAGCCUGCAUCACUGUGGACACCAAGGAGUCAGAGAUCAGCCCAGGAGAGGAAAGCAGCUGUCCUGUGUGUGGUAUCAGAUACUCACUUGGAAACCUAUGUCCUGAUCAGCAUCUGGUCAACAUAAUGGAGAGAAUCAGAGAGUUCAAGUUGAACCCAGAGAAGGAGCUGAAGAGAAACCUCUGUGUGCGCCAUGAAGAGAAACUCCUGCUCUUCUGUAAGGAGGAUAGGAAGGUCAUUUGUUGGCUUUGUGAGCGGUCUCAGGAGCACCAUGGUCACCACACAUACCUCGUGGAGGAAGUAGUCAAGGAAUGUCAGGAGAAACUUCAGGCAGCUCUGGAGAGGCUCAGGAAGGAGCAGCAGAAAGCUGAGAAGUUGGAAGCUGACAUCAGAGAAGAGAGGACUUCCUGGAAGUACCAGAUACAGACUGAGAGACAAAGGAUAUGGACGGAAUUCAAUCAGCUUAGAAGCAUCCUGGACAGUGAAGAGCAGAGAGAACUGCAAAAAUUGGAAGAAGAGGAGAAGAGGAUACUGGAUAGCUUGGCUGAGGCUGAGGUUGAGCUGGCUCAGCAGAACCAAUUGGUGAAAGAGCUCAUCUCUGAUCUGGAGCAUCGCCGUAAAUGGUCAACAGUGGACCUGCUGCAGGACAUGAGUGGAAUCAUGAAAUGGAGUGAGAUCUGGACACUGAAGAAGCCAAAAACUGUUUCCAAAAGACUGAAGAGUGUAUUCCACGCUCCAGAUCUGAGCACAAUGCUGCGCAUGUGUAGAGAGCUAACACAUGUCCAGUGCUACUGGGUGGACAUCACACUGAAUCCAAUCAACUUAAAUUUAAACCUUGUCCUUUCAGAAGAUCAGAGACAAGUGAUGUCUGUGCCAAUUUGGCCUGUUAAGUAUACUAAUUAUGGUAUCUUGGGCUCCCAAUAUUUCUCUUCAGGGAAACACUACUGGGAAAUAGAUGUGUCCAAGAAGACUGCCUGGAUUCUGGGGGUAUACUGUAGAACACGUUUCCGUAAUAUAAAGUUUGGUGUUAGACAAGGCACAGUUCAUCGGAAUGUUUACUCCAGAUACAGACCUCAAUGUGGCUACUGGGUUAUUGGGUUACAGAAUAAAUUUGAGUAUAAGGCCUUUGAGGAGUCUUCUACAUCUCAUCCCAUGGUCUUGACUAUUUCCAUGGCUGUUCCUCCCCAUCGUGUUGGGGUUUUCCUAGACUAUGAUGCAGGCAUUGUCUCAUUUUUCAAUGUCACAAACCAUGGGUCACUCAUCUACAAAUUUUCUAAAUGUUGCUUUUCUCAGAUUGCUUAUCCAUACUUCAAUCCUUGGAACUGUCCAGGCCCCAUCAUCCUGUGUCCACCAUGUUCCUGAACCUUCUUAGCCCCUCACCCACUUCUGUGUAAAGCCUCUUGUCCUGGGGCUCAUCUACACCUGAGCUUACCUGCACCCUUCCGAACACCUCGUCCUUCCUUUCUCCUUUUAUUAUAGAAUGUUUUUGUGCAAUGCUUUUCUGCAUGUAUUGAAAUGAACAUGCAACUUUUACCCUUUUGUUUCUCAUUUAAUUCAACUACCUUUAUAGUUUUGUUAUUAUUGUAUUUUAGUAGUUAUUCUGUGGUUUAUGCCUAUGUUGUUAGUACCUUGAUUUUUUUUCACAGAUUAUUGAGGUUCUGUUCAUCAUUUUCAUAUUGGAUAAUUUACAUUAAUCUACUUUUAAGUUCACUUAGUCUUUCGUAAUCCUGCAUUUCUCUUAAGCCAGUCCUAGAUCAUUUUUUUGAGUGAUUGCAGCUCUUAGUUUUAGUAUUUCAAUUAACAAAACUAUUUUUGUUUUUUGACAUUUCCUAUUUGCUCAUUAUUAUAAGCAUAUUUUCUUUCAUAGCCUUUACCCUAGAUAUGAGAGCUGCUGCAAAGUCCUUGUCUUCCUUGUUGUAAGUCCUUAUUGUAAAUAUGACUUCUGCAUUAUCUUGAAAUUGAUCUCCAUUGAUUGCCUUUGUUCUUGAGUAUGGACCAUGUUCGUUUCUUUGUAUGUUAAACAAUUUUAACAUGUAUCUAAAAUUCCCCAGGGGGAAUUGUGAAUGAGAUGUAAAGAUUCUGGAUUCUGUUUAUUUUUCUGAAGAAUAUUUUUUUUCAGGCAUUUGGUUGAACUUAAAUUUGAAAUUGUCCCCUGAAUUUUGCAGAAGCUGAAAUCUCUGGUCAGUUCUUUUAGCUCUAUUUGGGCUGCUUGGUAUCAGCCUCAAACAUGUGUAUUUCAGAGAGUUGCUCAGUGUGUAUGUACAAUUUGAGAUUUCCUCCUCUGGAUCUCUCUUUUACAGACAUUCUCCUACCAUUUUUCAGCUGUUGUGAUAGCUCCAAAUCAUUCUUCUUGCUCUUCAAGCUAAUAAGUCUGUAUGCCGCUGAGUUUUAACUGUCCCACUCACUACCAGUUGAGUUUUGCUUUCAAAUAAAAAGCCAUAAAACCAGAAAACUCCUCCAGUAGUAUUACCUUCUUCCAAUUGUCUAUUACACUCUAGGUUCUAAGUGUUUUGUCAGUCUCUAGUGCCUUCAUCUUUUUGUUUGUUUUGCUUUGUUUUUAUAAUUGUUCAAGGUUUAUAGUGUUGAUAUAUAGGUUAUGGAUGCUGCUUUGUUAGAAUAUAUACCUCCGUUUAUAGAAACAGAACUUUAGUUUUUCUUGCUCUGGAUAUUCUAAGCUAUAAGUUCAAUCGCUGAAUUUUAGUGGUUUGUUUUUCCUUUUUUGUUAUACAAACCACCAGAUUUUAUUCAAAGUGAUUAUACCAUUUUGCAUUCCCACAAAUUCAGAAAGGGAACAAUGAUGGUAUAGGGUUGGGUGGUCAAUGCCAAGAUAUUAAGAAUAGGUGUAUUUUUCGGUAUAUUUGGUUGAAACUGAAGAGGAUUGGAGAGCUGAGUCCGACUGUGUGAUGAGCACAGCAUAGUGGUAUUGAUUGCAGUGUUCAGAAGGAAAGAGCUUCCUUAGCCAAAGACCUCUUCUCUGUCUGGUACUUCUUCCUUUCCCAAUCCCAUCUAAUGGAUAUUAGAUCCAUUGUUUUACUCCUCUUCCUCUGAAUUGCUUAACUGACCCCACAUCCUUGGUUAGUAUCUUGGGACUCUCUUAUGAGAGCUGGGAGAAAUCAGUGAGGAAAUCAGGUCUCGUCAAGAUACCUGAAAACUUGAGCAAGCAGAAUACUUGGAUUUACACUUCUCUCACCAUACACAUUUUUUUCACCAGAGCUGAAUAUGUUGGUAUGUUCCAUAUUCCAGCUCAGUAUAUUCUGAGUUACAGGGAAAAAUAAAUCUUUCUUAGGGCUCUGUAUUUUCCCUCCAGUCAUUACAUCUCCUACUUGGAGAGGAAUAUAAUGAAAUAUCCCCCCCUUUGACCCAUGGAUUUUUAACACUUUCCCAUUUGAGAAAACCUUAGGGUAAAGCAAGAGUUAACGCAGUUAAAGUGUGUUGGUGGAGACAUUAAACACCAAUCCAAGUAAACCUUAGGAAGAAAACAGGAGAUAAAAAGGUUGAUUAGUAUUUGUCAAAAAGUGGAAACAACCCAAGAGUCCAUCAAUGGAAUAAUAGAGUGGAAUACUACUCAGACAUUAAAAGAGUGAAAUCUUGCCAUUCAACAACACAGAUGAACCUUGAGGGUAUUAUGCUAAGUGAAAUAAGUCAGAGAAAGACAAAUAACAUAAUGAUUUCAUCAUAUGUGUAAUCUGAAAAACAAAACAAGCAAACAACACAAAACUCAUUGAUACAGAGAUCAGAUUGGUGGUUGCUAAAGGCCAGGGUUUGGGAGUGGGCAAAAUGGGUGAAGGGGAUCAAGAAGUAAAGCCUUCCAGUUAUAAAAUAAGUCAUGGGGGUAUAAUGUAUAGCAUGGUGACUAUAGCAAAUAGUAUUGUGCUGCAAAUUUGAAAUUCCUACAAAAGUAAAUCUUGAAUGUUCUCAUCACAGGAAAAACAUUUUUUUCAUGACUUCCUAUGGUGAUAGAUAGUAACUUGAUUUACGGUGGUGAAUGUUUCACAAUGUAUACAAAUGUUGAAUCAUUAUGUUGUACACCUAAACGAAUAUAAUGUAUGUUAACUGCACUUCAAUAAAAAAUUAUCUAAGGGGAA
Leptonychotes weddellii (Weddell seal) is the source of this 4496-nucleotide messenger RNA. RefSeq names its product tripartite motif containing 34 (gene TRIM34). Gene Ontology annotation, molecular function: zinc ion binding; protein binding. Lineage: Eukaryota; Metazoa; Chordata; Mammalia; Carnivora; Phocidae. The record is from RefSeq and is a predicted model, not a curated record.